This is a messenger RNA of Encephalitozoon romaleae SJ-2008, 1575 nucleotides long. Its product is annotated as transcription initiation factor TFIID subunit. Gene Ontology annotation, molecular function: protein heterodimerization activity. Bases 1 to 1575 code for a protein of 524 amino acids. Gene Ontology annotation, cellular component: transcription factor TFIID complex. The record is from RefSeq and is a predicted model, not a curated record. Gene Ontology annotation, biological process: DNA-templated transcription initiation. The transcript has a single exon. Lineage: Eukaryota; Fungi; Microsporidia; Unikaryonidae.
AUGAAUUUUUUUGAGGAAGGAGAGAGGUUGAAGGCGAUUUUCGACGGCUUGGUGAAGCAGCACAAGAAGAGCAAGAGGAAGGUUGUCGAUAAUAAGAAUGUAAGCAAGGAGAUACUCCAAGAGUAUGAAGAGAACAGAUUGAAGUUAACGUAUUUUUUCAGGAUGCAUUCCAAGUUUAUUAGGUCAAGGAAGAACAGCGUUGGAAUAUUUUCGAUAGACGACUUUGUCAAGGCCAGGACGGAGGAAGCAGCGAUGGUUUCUUCAAAGGAUGGAGUGAUUGGAGAAGAGAGGGCUGUGAUGGGAUUUUCUAUGGGAAGGCCUGUGGAUUGGAAUGGGGUGAGUGGUAGAGGAGGCAUGAGCUAUGGGACAAGUAGAGGGGAGCCAUUUUAUAUGCAAGGUACUAUUCCUCAUGGAAGAUGGAGAAUGCCUAUGGAACAAGGUGGGCCUAUGUGGAUGGGGCCCAUGGGAUAUCCUAUUACAGGAAGGCAAGAACGAACGCCGUUGUGGGGCCCUGCAGGUUUCCCAAGACAGAACGGAAGUAUUGAAGGAUUUCCCUAUGCUCGACCUCAUUGGAUGAGAUACAGAAGCUUUAAUGGAGUUUAUGAUGACCAUGGAAUGUGGACGACACCUGGAUCGAGGAUUAAUAGGCAGUACACGGGAUUUGGUGUGGGAGGAGAGUGUAUAUAUGAUAUGGAUGGCAGAUUUCCUAACGGAUAUGAAAUAAGUAGAACCGAAGAAAGAUAUGGAAUGACGGAAAAGAUACCGAUGCCUUCCUCAGCAUGGGGCUCAUCCAGGGGAGAUGAGAGAAGAAUGAAUGGAAUGGGGCCACCGAUAGGGUGGAUCGAAGGAAAUCGAAUGUAUGGCCCAUAUGGAAGAAGAGAAGAGAUCCCAAGGCCCGGGCCUCCGCAUCUAAUUUUUCCAGGUUACUCGGAUUAUGGAAGUGGCACCACACCUCAAACAUAUAAAGGAGGUAGCUCUGCAGCAGUAUGCUCGUUAUAUCCUGAGAUACCUGGAAAGAGACGGUGUUUUGGGCAAUAUACUCAAAAUUUCACGUGCAAAGAUGAGGAAAUUGGGAUGGCAAGAACAGAAAUUCCUAAGGCCGACAUCCUGGAUGAGACACCUGUCUCUCUGGAAAGAAGUGAGAUAUAUUCUUCCAACCUAGAAGAUCUUUGGCGAUUAGAUAUAAUGUCAGAGAAAGAGGAGACACGAGAUGUAGCAAAGAAGGAUGACAGUGAAAUAGCAUUUUCAAAGGAUUUACUGAGGAAUGGCUCGGAAGGGCCUAAGGGCGAAUUCUCUGAUGUAAAUCGUGAAGCAGAUUCCGAUGUGGAAACAAUAGAGGAUUUAAUCGAGCGCAAGGAUAUUGAUGAGGAGGUGAAGGAGUUUAUCUAUGAGCUUUGUGACGGGUUUGUUGACCACAUCAUCCAUAUGUCAUGUGCGUUGGCUUAUCACAGGAAGAAAGACGUUGUCGAAUUAUGUGAUGUCAAGCUAGCACUAAAAACAGAAGUUGGAAUUGAGGUUCCUGAGGAUGAUGGAGAUUCGAAGGAUGUGUCUUCUAAGGGCAAGGAAAAGAGAUAA